CUGUAAUGACGGAACAGCUGUAAUGACGCGUUGACUUGGUCUCCAACUCGGCAAUAUCCCAAUUACAUCAUUUUCUUGUCUGAUCAAAAUCGACUGAAAUCGUGCAAUCUUUCCGCGACAAUGGCGAUUCUGUACAGAAGGAUCGUCUUCCUUCUCUUUGUUUUCCUUCUAUCUUCUUUAUUCUCCGUCUCCGUAUCUCUCUCUUUCUCUCCUGCCGAUGAGUACCUCGUCAACUGUGGCUCAGACGUUGACUCCACCGUCGAUAACCGCCGCUUCGUCGCCGACGCAUCAUCGGCGUCGAAAUUGAAAUUCUUCUCAUCCGAAGGAUCAGUGGCUCUCCAGGGUGAAGAUCUAGCUCCGAAUGUUCCCGAGAUCUACCGGACAGCUAGGAUUUUCGCGCGACAGGCGAAAUACGAGUUCAAUGUCCGCGACAAAGGGACUCAUAUGGACGAGUUCUCGUCUGAAUUCGGGUCUAGGGUUAGGGAAUUCCUGGUUUGGGUCGAUGCCGGAGAGGUCGUGAUCAGGUUUGUACCUAGUAAAGAUUCGAAAUUAGCAUUCGUUAACGCAAUCGAAGUUAUCUCUGCGCCUAAGGAUUUGAUCGCUGACGUUGCAACCUCUGUGUCCGAUGAUGGAACUGAGAAGCUGAAUGGUUUAGCUAAGCAAGCCAUGGAAGUGGUCUACAGAAUCAAUGUUGGCGGUAGAAAAGUAACUCCUUUCAAUGACACCUUGUGGAGAACUUGGGUCCCUGAUGAUGAAUUCCUCAAAACCGGUGACGGGUCUGACAAAACAUACUUCACCGGUAGGAUUAAGUACAGAGCCGGAGGGGCGAGCCGGGAAGUUGGUCCUGAUAACGUCUACAACACCGCCCGUGUGGCCAGAAGAAGCAGCGGUUCGGUUCCUCAGGUCGAUAUGAGCUGGGAUUUCCCGGUGAGCGCCGGUUACAAAUAUCUAGUCCGGAUGCAUUUCUGUGACAUAGCUAGCAAGUCACUCGGUAUGCUGUAUUUCAACGUCUACAUCAACGGGAACUUGGCCUAUCAAGACUUCGAUAUCUCGUACUCGGCGGGUUACGUCCUUGCUUCCCCUUAUUACAUUGAUUUCGUGGUGGAUCCUUCUUCGGCGUCAUCGAUUACCCUAAGUGUUGGACCAUCGAACAAGACUAUCGUUGAUGAACACGUAGUUGAUGCGAUGUUGAACGGUGUUGAGAUCAUGAAGAUGAACAACUCGAUGGGCAGUCUUGAUGGGUUUGUUUCGGAAGAUAUGAUUCUGAGUUCCUGCCCAAACAGGAGAAACCUGAGCAUCUUUAUCGCAAUGAUGGCGUUUAUGUGUAUAUUUAUGAGCUUUUACAUUGUGGCUCAGAGGAAGAAAGUUGGGGAUGACUAUGGCUGGACCAAGCUGUCCAUGGACGUCCGUGGAGAUAAUCUCAAGUCUGGGAAUCAAUUUGCAGCAAGAAAGCCU
Molecule: messenger RNA, 1455 nt
Organism: Thlaspi arvense
Lineage: Eukaryota; Viridiplantae; Streptophyta; Magnoliopsida; Brassicales; Brassicaceae
Source: the annotation of a GenBank genome assembly